CACAUCACUGUCACCUGUUAACAUUCUAACAGUCAGAAUGGCGGGGAACUGUGUAUGUAGUUUGUUUGGCGCAAGUCUGUUUAUUGCAGGAUGCACCAUUAUCCUUGUAACAGCGUUCCCAAUUGCCCAGAUCACUAUAGGAGCAGUGUACAUGUACGAGUGUCCAGCAGCACCAGUUAUCCCAGUGUAUGUGAUGGUGUGUGGGAUACUGGCCCUUCUGAUUAUGGGCCUGUUUGCUUUACCAAACCUCUGUCCAGCAGCACCGGGCCACACAAUCUGGACUCUGUGGAUCAUCAGCCUGGUCCUGUUUGUCUUCAUCUGGUUCUUCUAUGGCAGUUACCUGAUUUAUUCUGUAUAUCCACCCAACUACACCAAGAACACCAUCGACCCAAACGGCUUCAACAACAGUCUAUCGACAACAACAAUCUACACUCCCACUGCACCUGACACCAUGCCUGGCCUCACUGCACCUGACACCAAGCCCAACCUCACCUUGGAAAACCAGAACCAGACCCUUCUUAACCUCAACCAAACCUGGAUCACCACUGACAACCAGACUUUAAUGAAACUGGUUCAAACUUUGGCCCUCGGCAACAUCAGCAGUAAGGCAAACAGAGAGCACCUGAAAGCUGUAGAGGCACAACGUGCUGUGGCUGCAGUGCCUUACUGUAACAGAACUGUGUACAUGUUUGCUUUCUGGACCACCACACUGGUCUACGUGUUCGCAGGAAACACCCUGGUCAUCAUCGUCUGUUUAUAUGGCUUCAUGGCAGUUACAGAUAAACUUGUACGUCUUGUCACUACCUGAGCUGAGCUAAACAGGUUUCCACUUUUUACCAUCACAUUAAAAUGUUUAAGGGAUCUGUCAGCUCCAUCUUAUGCUGUCUGGGUAAAUGAAUGCGGCACUUAGUUAUGACACUGUAUGCUUCAAACGCCUUGAGAAAUAAAGAGAAAUCAAGCAU
Molecule: messenger RNA, 962 nt
Organism: Morone saxatilis (striped sea-bass)
Lineage: Eukaryota; Metazoa; Chordata; Actinopteri; Moronidae
Source: RefSeq, a predicted model, not a curated record